Messenger RNA from Talaromyces proteolyticus, 1989 nucleotides. Its product is annotated as fungal-specific transcription factor domain-containing protein. The transcript is spliced from 5 exons. Bases 1 to 1989 code for a protein of 662 amino acids. Gene Ontology annotation, biological process: DNA-templated transcription. Gene Ontology annotation, molecular function: zinc ion binding; DNA binding. The record is from RefSeq and is a predicted model, not a curated record. Lineage: Eukaryota; Fungi; Ascomycota; Eurotiomycetes; Eurotiales; Trichocomaceae.
AUGGAAAAUAGUAAGAAUCACCUCGGACAAGCAGUGAGGCCAGUGGCACAGAGGUUAUCAUUACGUAUUUCAAAGGUAACAGUUGACACAGACUUAAACGUCGCUGAGGUCUGGUUGCUGAAGUCUGGGUGUAGGCAUGCUUUCGAUGCCAACAGAAGAAGACAAGAUGUGAUGUUUCAGAACAAGCGUGGCAAGGGUAAAGGCAACCAGUACAUCAAGGAUCUUCAGGAUCGACUGUCAAAAUUAGAAUCGCUUUUACAGCGCUCAGGUGUCGCCUCGCCAGAUGAAGGGACUCAGAGGCUACUGCGAUCGGCUUCAGCAGUCAAAUCUCACAAAGCACCCCUUCUAAGCCAUGACAAAAACGCCCCGACCAUAAGUUCUGAGGCACUCAGUGGAAACGCUUCAAUGGGACCUGUUGAAUUUGAGACUCUAGGUGAUUAUUGGCACCAGGUCGCCCGACGCCUUGAUCAGUACAAAAUGGGGGCCCCAGUUUCACCGCAAGAAACAGAGGCCGUCCUACUUAAGUUGACUAUCGAAGACGUGUGUGCCGAGCUUCCACUGUUUGACAUACCUUGGUUCUUCGAACGUCUUCGCUCCCAGUACUCUGCAGAAACGUGUCGUUGUCCCUCUUGGUGGGCAUGCCUCAAUGCGCUGACGGCACUUGCCAUCUCGCGAAGAAGUACCAACCGCUCCUUGGGAGAAUUAUCUGGAUUCGUGUGGGCAUUUUUCAAGAAUGCCUAUGCCGUGCUUCCUGAUAUAUUAAACCAAGCAGAUGAUCUGCUGGCCGUCCAGAGCCUUCUUGCCAUGGCAAUACAUAUGAGGACUUCGGGAAAUUCGCGAACAACAGCCCUGUUGUUAUCCAACGCAUGCAGAAUCAUCCACACUGUUGGCCUGCACACAAGGAGCCGUGGAAACGGUAAGCCUUUUCUUGAAAGAGAGACGCGCAAUAGGGUCUUCUGGAUCGGGUUUAUCCUGGAGACAGAGAUUAGCAUCACUUGCGGAAUUCCAUCCAUUUUAGAGAAAGAUAACAUGGAUAUUGAGCUUCCAACUGAGUGGCCCCCGGACAGCUGUGGCCUCGUCGCUCUCGGAGGAGAGCAGAGAAGUAUUAACGUCUUCAGGCUGAGGGUCGAGCUGGCCAAUGUCCAAUCGAGGGUCCAGGAGAAGCUAUACAGUGUGAAGACACUGAAACGAACAGGAAGCCAGCUGCUGGAAACGAUACAGGAACUCCAGCGUGAGCUCCUUGACUGGAGGCUAAGAGUCCCCUUGGAGGUUCGACCAGAAUUUGACCGCCCUCUUAUGAGUUUUAUGCGUGAUACGCCUCUGCUGGGUUUGCAUUUUAUGUAUUUCAACUGUGUCUCGAUGAUCUAUUGGACAGCAAUGCGAGGAAGUUCUGGCAAAGUUGCCAUGGAAAACCGUGACUUCGCAAGCCAGUACGCAGCAGCAGCAAGAGCCACCAUCCUCCUACUAAAUUGCAUUCCUGGUUCUCAGAUUUCUGGGUUAUGGCAAAUUCAUAGGCCGGUCUUGCCUUGUGCUGUCUCCGCGACCUUGGUUCUAUUUGUCGGCGUGCUAGAGAAUCCGUACAACUUGAACGUACAAACAGAUUUAGGGCUGCUUAAGUCGAUUGUCCAGUGGACAGUAAGAUUGAGAGACGAUGAAGGUUGUGAUCUAGCAAACCUACGAACUGCCUCCUCUGAAAUGGUAAGGAUCGCCGAAUCUGCAAUCAGCAGUUGGCAGCCAACGGGAGAUCAGCUGCCUGGCGUAGCAGCGCAUGCGCAUACCGAACUCAAGUCCUUGAUGGGCAACUUGCCGAACCAGGACACGGAUAUAAGUCGCAGAUUGUCUGGAAUGCUAGGAGUUAUCUGGGAGGAUGGCUCUGAAUAUGGCCCUUUUGUUCCCGAUUUUCUGCGGCCGCAUACAUACGGCUUUGGUAUUUCCAAUGGAAUAUUCCCGCACCCUGUUGAUGGUUUGGGUGUUGCCCGACUAGGAUGA